Messenger RNA from Colletotrichum graminicola M1.001, 1170 nucleotides. RefSeq lists its product as uncharacterized. NCBI's taxonomy places the organism in Eukaryota, Fungi, Ascomycota, Sordariomycetes, Glomerellales, Glomerellaceae. Bases 1 to 1170 code for a protein of 389 amino acids. The transcript has 3 exons. The record is from RefSeq and is a predicted model, not a curated record.
AUGGCAAACUCGAAGCCGGCCGACGCCGACUCUGCAGAAGCCCUACAUGGGAUCAUUAACGAUGUGCUUAUCCAAACAGGCAAGGCACUGAGGUCGCACAGUAAGGAGGGCAGAUCUCAGAUGCAGGCUCAGAUCUCGCUACAAACCAAGAUUCCGGAGCUCAUCGACACAUUUCACUGGAAGCUGGAUGAUCUCGAGAGCGAGAUAAUGAGAGCAAAGGCAGCGUUGCAGAGAGACCUGGACCGGUUCCGGCAACAACGACAGCCCGUGGAACAGCCUGCGCCGAUAGAGGCACAGACUAAAUCUCCCAUCGCCAUCGACCUCGACUCCUCGUCUCGGGAAAUGUCCCCCGAAACCAAGGUCGAGGUCGCGGAGGCUACGGGCCCGCACCGGGUCCCCGCUGAACCGAGUACAGCUCCAUCGAUGGCCCCGUUCCCCGACAUGGGCGUCAGCUUUCAGCCACAGUCGGAACCCGCACAGCCGGUGAAGCAGGAGGCAACCUCGGCGCCGCCGGCUAUGAUGGCGCCCAUGGGUGAAGUCAAGUUGGAGUCGAAGCCCACCCCGCCGACCUCACAACCUCAACCCUCGGGCGCGCCGGAGGCGCCGAUGGACGACUUGUUCGGCCUUGACAGCGAUGCCGGUGACGGCAUCGACGCGGGCGGCGGCAACGAAACGAACAACUCCGGAUUCCAUUUCACCGACAUGACCUUCAGCCUAGCGCCCCCAAAUAACGACUCGCAGCCGCAACCUCGGGCGCAAGAAGCGCCAAUGGACAUAUCGUUCGGCUCGGGCGAGAUGGGCGGCGACCUCCUGUCUCUCAACAACCUACUCCCUCCGGAUAGCAACGCCACAAAGCAGGAACCAGGGGCAGGAGUUGGAGCUGCAUCUGCGCCUCCCGCGGCCGCUACCGCUACCGCAACCGCCGCUGCCGCGGCGCCCCCGGCAGCAGCCGAUCAGCAGAAGCCGGUUGAGGCCAAAAUGGAGCGUCAGGACUCGAGCCUGGACGACUUGUUCGCCCUCGACGGCAACACGGGCAUGGAUGACAUGGACCUCGAUAUGAACUUGGGCGGUGAAGGCGGGGGCGGCAACAACUUUGACGACAUGAUGUUCUUCGACGACACGGAAAUGGAGCACGGCAAGUUCGACGAGGACUUCUUUCAGAUCCCGUAG